Molecule: messenger RNA, 1268 nt
Organism: Toxotes jaculatrix (banded archerfish)
Lineage: Eukaryota; Metazoa; Chordata; Actinopteri; Toxotidae
Product: somatomedin-B and thrombospondin type-1 domain-containing protein
Exons: 5
Coding region: 96-890 (264 amino acids)
Source: RefSeq, a predicted model, not a curated record
UAAAAGAGGAGAAAAGUGUGUUUAGUCACAUACUGGGGAAACCAAGAGGCUAGUGUUUUACUUCAGGGGUUGACUUCUGUCUUGACCCCCCCCUUAUGAUGGGAUCCUCUGUGGAGUUUGCCUGUUUGAUGUUGGUAGUUUUUACACUGGGAAAGAACCACUUGGCGUCUGGUGGUUGUUCGGGCAAAUGCUGCCGUAGCAGAGACCUGAGCUGUUCGACCACUGACUGGAGGAUGGACCGUGUGUUUGGGACGUGUUACUGUGACAUGGGCUGUGACAGGACCAAGGACUGCUGUUUUGACUACGCCACUGAGUGCCCAGCUCAGGACUGUGCUGUGAGCGACUGGAGCUUUUGGAGCGGCUGUGCCAAACCCUGCCAGCCCUCAGUGCGAGUCCGUGUCCGUCGCAUUGAGCAGCAGCCAAGUUACAGCGGAGUGCCCUGUCCCAGCCUGGAGCAACGAGCUGGCUGCAGGGAGUACAGAGACCACCAGGGCAACCACUGUGGACUCAACUCAGGUCCCGCAUUCAUUACCAGCAUGGAGUUUGGCAAGGGGAGGCCCAAGCAUGACAGCUAUGGAAACCCCCUGGACCCUGGGUUCUGCAUGGAAUUCACACUGAAGUCCCGGGCACACUACUGUACUGUGGCGAACCGGCCACACACACACUGGAUGCGCUACAUAACAGAGGGCUUUAAAGUGUGUGUGGCAUGUGAACCCCCUGCCAUGCGAAACAAUAGCGGCAGCUGCCAAGGAGACGGUCAGGAAUCAGACAAAGAAGCUUUGCUCCACUGGCAGGCGGUGGGGAACCCUCAGUGCCAUGGGACAUGGAAGAUGAUCCAAAAAACCCAGCAGUGCGACUGUCCGCCACAACACAGCUUCGUCUUCAUCUGAUCCAAACAAAACACCACAGAACAGUGCUCUGAUCUGGUGUCCACAAAAACAUUUCACAGCCAAGCUCCUCUCAUCAGUGGGACUGAAAUAAUGUGUGUUCAGAUCAGAUGCCUGGACACUGCGGGCUUUCAAUACUCAGAAAAGACUUAACGCUUCAUGGAGGUGCCAUUGCACUUCCAUAAAACAGCCGGUAUGUCUCUAAAAAAUACACUAAACACUAAUAUAAAAGCAUUUUCAAAUCACCAUGCACAUUUCUAUUGUUCUGUAUAAUUUUGUAGCAUCAUGUUAAGACAUUUUCACCUUUUUUUUUCAGCACACAUCAAACACCAUCAACUAUCAGUUGAUUUUUGUACAUUUUUAUUGUAACAAGCCACUGCU